CGCUCUAACAAGAACAGCAGCCGCCGGCGACAGUUGGCAACGCGGUGUUUACAUUUUGCUUAGUUUUUGCAAUUAUCGCGGUUUUCAUUUGGAGGCGUGGAAGCGAGAGAAGCGAGAACUGAAUAAUCGGGUUGAGCGGCGAAAGGCGAAGCAACUCAAAUACUCAAUAAUAAUAAAUCUCCCACUUGACCGAAGCAAACAAAGGAAACAAACACGAUGCCUUCUAUUGGGGGCGUUCUGUGGCCCCUGGGGCUAACCCUGCUCCUCGUGGGACUGAUAGUGCCCUCGCAGGGAGAGCGAUUCCGACGAGGUCGCCUAUACAGCGGCUUCAUCGGUGACCCCAGCCAGAAGGCCACGCUUCAGCGGUCCCUGCCCGCCGAUGAUCUCUGGUUCGAGCAGCCGCUGGAUCACUUCAACCGUCAGGACUCACGCACCUGGCAGCAGCGAUACUUUGUGAAUGCCGACCACUAUAGAAACGACUCCUCCGCCCCCAUAUUCCUGAUGAUUGGUGGCGAGGGCGAGGCCUCGGCCAAGUGGAUGCGGGAAGGCGCCUGGGUGCACUAUGCCGAGCACUUCGGUGCUCUGUGUCUGCAGCUGGAGCAUCGUUUCUACGGCAAGAGCCAUCCCACUGAGGACUUGUCCACCGCCAAUCUGGCCUAUCUGAGCUCCGAGCAAGCGCUUGAGGAUCUGGCCAGGUUUGUGGUUGCCAUGAAGGCAAAGUUCAAUCUGGCCGACGGACAGAAAUGGAUUGCUUUUGGUGGCUCCUAUCCAGGAUCGCUGGCUGCCUGGGCCAGGGAAAAGUAUCCUCAUCUCAUCUUCGGCUCCAUUAGCUCCAGUGGCCCGCUGCUGGCCGAAGUGGACUUCAAGGAGUACUUCGAGGUGGUUAAGGCCUCGCUGGCCGCCUACAAACCGGAAUGCGUGGAGGCGGUGGCGCGCAGCUUUUCCCAAGUGGAAAUCCUUAUGAGGUACAUGAUCGGGCAACGUAGUCUGGACGAGAAGUUCAAGACCUGCACUCCAAUCAAGGACUCGAUUGACAACCAACUUGAUAUUGCCAGUUUCUUUGAGAAUCUGGCUGGAAACUUUGCCGGCGUUGUUCAGUACAACAAGGACAACAGUCCACAUGCCACCAUAACCAUUGACGAUAUCUGCGAUGUAAUGCUUAAUACCACCGCUGGCCCGCCUGUGACUCGUCUGGGCCUGGUGAAUACGAUGCUGCUGAAGGAAUCGAACACCACAUGUCUUGACUACAAGUAUGCCAAAAUGGUGGCUGACAUGAAGAACGUGUCCUGGGACUCGGAGACUGCCAAGGGAAUGCGUCAGUGGACAUACCAGACCUGCAACGAGUUUGGCUUUUAUCAGACAUCGGAAGAUAAGACUGACAUUUUUGGUGGCCGGUUUGGAGUGGACUUCUUUAUACGCCAGUGCAUGGAUGUAUUCUCGGACAACAUGGAUGCCAAGUAUUUGGAGCAGGUUGUGUCGCAGACCAACAAGCAUUAUGGAGCCCUGCAUCCACAGACGACCAAUGUGCUGUAUGUGCACGGCUCUAUUGAUCCCUGGCAUGCGUUGGGUCUGAUCAAAUCUACGGACCAGGCAACUCCUACGAUUUACAUAGAAGGAACCGCUCAUUGUGCCAACAUGUAUGAGCCGGUGAAAACCGAUCCUCCGCAACUAGUGGCCGCCCGCAACAAGAUUCUCAAAUAUUUGGCCAAACUGCUGGAGGGCUACACCGUGGUUCCCAACUGAAACCCGAGAAGCAGCUGAAAGUGCAGACGUAUGUCGGUUUCCUGGUUGUCAGCAUGUUAUCUUUAUUUUGUUUAGUUGUGCAUGCAUUCGGAUAUUAAAUACACUCCGCUGCGGGUUAAUCCUU
Messenger RNA from Drosophila serrata, 1867 nucleotides. RefSeq names its product putative serine protease F56F10.1. The record is from RefSeq and is a predicted model, not a curated record. Gene Ontology annotation, biological process: proteolysis. Gene Ontology annotation, molecular function: serine-type exopeptidase activity; dipeptidyl-peptidase activity. NCBI's taxonomy places the organism in Eukaryota, Metazoa, Arthropoda, Insecta, Diptera, Drosophilidae.